This is a messenger RNA of Eimeria acervulina, 2271 nucleotides long. RefSeq names its product yrdC domain protein, putative. The record is from RefSeq and is a predicted model, not a curated record. NCBI's taxonomy places the organism in Eukaryota, Apicomplexa, Conoidasida, Eucoccidiorida, Eimeriidae. Gene Ontology annotation, biological process: regulation of translational fidelity. Bases 1 to 2271 code for a protein of 756 amino acids. Gene Ontology annotation, molecular function: nucleotidyltransferase activity; double-stranded RNA binding; tRNA binding. Gene Ontology annotation, cellular component: cytoplasm. The transcript is spliced from 3 exons.
AUGCUUGCUGCGGCGGCUGCAGCAGGUGAGGCCCCAGGGCCUCACCAGGGGCCCCCAGGUGCAGCAGCAACAGCAGCAUCAGCAGAAACGGCAGCCACAGCAGCAGCAGAGCAUGCUUCUGCUUCUGCAGCAGCAACAGCAGCAGCAGCAGCUCCCCUCAUUCGCGUUGUGCUGCAUACGCCACCCCCUGUGGGGCCCACUUGCGGUGUCUGUACACCUCAACUAGAGGAGGCCCUCAGCGCCUCGCGCUUUCUUCACCCAGGCAUUCAAUUGAAGCCUAAAAGCAGAGCCUUGCAGUCUCUCCUUGGGCUUACUGAUCCCCCCUCCCCCAGCAGCAGCAGCAGCAACAGCAGCAGCAACAGCAGCAGCAACAGCAGCAGCAGCAGCAGCAGGUCGUUGUCGUAUAGCACCAUAGCGGAGCUGUCUGUACACCCUACAAUUCGUCAUUUAGCUGCUCGAUUGCAAGCAGGGGGCUGCGUAGUUUUCCCUACAGAGACUGUCUACGGUCUGGGAGCUGCUGCAUGCAGCAGCAAAGGCUGCUGCUCUGUCUUUCAGUUAAAGCAGAGGCCCUUUACUGACCCUCUUAUAUGUCAUGUGGUGUCUGCUGAGCAGGCUCUCACUCAAGUUGUUGAUUUAGAUGAGGAAGAAGCUGCAGCAGCAGAUCCACCAGCAGCAGAUGCAGCAGCAGAUGCAGCAGCAGCAGCAGCAGCAGGAGAUGCACCUGCAGCAGCAGCAGCAGCAGCAGCAGCAAAAAGGAAGAAGGGGGCAUUGAGGGCUGUCUUCAUGGCUCUAGCAGAGGCAUUCUGGCCGGGGCCCUUCAGCAUCAUCGCUAAACAACGCAAAUUACCUUCAGAAAGUGCUGCUGCAGCAGCAGCAACUGCAGCAAGUACAGCAACAGAUGCAGCAGCAACAUCAGCAGCAACCGGUGCUUCUUCAUCUUCUGUGGGGUAUAUACAACCCCAAUCACCUCCUUGCAGCAGCAAAGGAGAAUGCACCAGCAGCAGCAGCAGCAGCAACAGCAGCAGCAGCAACAGCAGCAACAGCAGCAGCAGCAGCAGCAACAGCAGCAGCAAAGAAAGCGUAUGCGGUGUUGUAGAGGAAGUAACGGGGGGCACAGGGUUUGCUGCAGUUAGGGUGCCGCACCACCCGCUUGCGCUGUCUCUGCUUGCUGCUGCUGCAGUUCCUGUUGCUGCUCCCUCAGCUAAUCGCUUCGGAAGAAUAUCUCCAACGAAGCCGCAGCACGUUGUCAAGCAACUCCACAUGCAGCAGCAGCAGCAGCAGCAGCAGCAAGAGGAGAAUGUGUAUGAAUUGCCUUUGCUUGAUGGGGGGGAGUGCUGCUUUGUGGGUAUAGAGUCUACAGUUGUGAAGAUUAUGUUAAAACAAGAAGAAGAAGAAGAUAAAAUAAAUAAAAUAAAUAAAAUAAAUAAAGAUACAGCAGCAAACAAAGCAGAAGUAGAAGUGCAGGUUCUGAGACGAGGGGUAGUCUGCUGCACAAUGAUUGAAGAAGCCCUUCAGCAAGCAGCAGCAGCAGCAGAAGCAAAAGCAGCAGCAGCAGCAACAGCAGAGGGAGCAACAGCAGCAGAAGCAGCAGCAGCAGCAGCAGCAGCAGCAGCAUUCCCCAGGUGGCUUUGUUUGACGCAUUACUCUCCUUCUGUCCCUUCAUUCUUACUCAACAACUCCUCCCUAUGCAUGCAGCUGCUGCAGUCAAUCAACAGCAGCAGCAGCAACAGCAGCAACAGCAGCAGCAGCAGCAACAGCAGCAGCAGCAGCAGCAGUGUUACAGGGGGAGAAGAUAGGGGGGCCCCUUCUUCUUUAUAUAAUUCAAGCCGCUGCAUUUUAAUCGACUCCAACGCUGAACUUCAUUCUAUUGCUAAAUACUUCUGUCAUUACAUAUCCCUCACAAACCCGCAGCAGCAGCAGCAGCAGCAGCAGCAGCAGCAGCAGCAGCAGCAGCAAGAGCAGCAGCAGGGGCAGGCGUCUCCUGAUGCUGCUGCUAACGCAGCUAGAAAGGUGUUCGCUGCUCUUCAUGCUGCAGAGGAGACAGCCCUGCGGCUACAAAAGCAGCAGCAACAGCAACAGCAACAGCAACAGCAGCAGCAGGAGGUGGUGGUGCUGCUGCAUGCAGAGCCCCUGGCAGAGUUGGGGGAAGAGGGCCUUGCGGUGUACGACCGCCUCUUUAGAGCUGCCUCGGGCCGUAGCGUCGUGCCGCUCUAUGCAACAGCCUCAGGGCCAUCUGCUGAAAUUAUCUUCGGCGCAAGGCCUAAACCCUAA